This is a messenger RNA of Trichoderma breve, 1206 nucleotides long. Its product is annotated as alpha/beta hydrolase fold domain-containing protein. Bases 1 to 1206 code for a protein of 401 amino acids. The record is from RefSeq and is a predicted model, not a curated record. The transcript has a single exon. Gene Ontology annotation, molecular function: epoxide hydrolase activity. Gene Ontology annotation, biological process: epoxide metabolic process. NCBI's taxonomy places the organism in Eukaryota, Fungi, Ascomycota, Sordariomycetes, Hypocreales, Hypocreaceae.
AUGAAAGAUUUGAAGGGCCACCAAAUUCGACCAGCGAUAAUAGUCCUAACGAUGAACGACCAAGUAAACGAUAGCGCGGCCAUAGAAUCAUUCACUCUCCAUAUCCCACAGGGAGACAUUGACGAUUUGAAGCGGCGCAUUGCUCAAACGAGAUGGGCAGACAAAGAGGUGACCGAUGGAGGAUUCCAGGGUACGCCUUUGAGCAUAGCUCAAAAGGUAGCGAGUUACUGGAAAGACGAAUAUGAUUGGCGGCGUUUUGAGCGAGAAGUCAACCAGUAUCCCCAAUAUACAACAAGGAUUGGCAAUUUGAGCAUUCACUUUUUCCACAUUCGCUCCAAUGAGCCUAAUGCAAAGGCAAUUCUUCUCACACAUGGCUGGCCAGGGUCGUUUGUUGAGUUUCUGAAAUGCAUUCCGUUACUCAUUGAUCCUGCUUCGAAUGGCGGUCGCUCUGACGAAGCUUUCCAUGUCGUUAUCCCCAGUUUACCUGGUUGGGGUUUUACUGAGCCACCGAAAGAAGUUGGAUGGAAUAUGGAGCAUACGGCCAAAGCUCUCGUUACAUUGAUGGAGCAACGCCUCGGUUAUGAGAAAUGGUUUGCGCAAGGUGGUGAUUACGGGGCCGCAAUAACGACAUUGAUGGCGCAAAUGCGACCUAAGGGCCUUGUGGCCAUUCACUUGAAUCUCCUUCUAUCCAUCCCCAAAACGCUUGAAAAUCCGACAGAUGAAGAGAGUAGGGCAUUGGAAGCAUUCCAUAUUACGCAGAACGAGAUGAGUGGAUGGAAAUGGAUCUCGAGUACAAGGCCGCAGACGAUUGCGUAUCUUCUCUCUGAUUCAGCAGUGGGCCAAGCGAUGUGGAUCUACGACAAAUACCAAGACUGGACUGAUAACUCCGGUGAUCCAGUAGAUGCGCUUACACUUGAUGAAAUGUUGGACAAUAUCAGUGUUCAUUGGUUUUCACGAAGCGCUGGUUCCAUAUCAAGAGUAUUUUGGGAGGAUAGACACUUCAACUUUGACUUUGGACUUGUUGAUAUGCCGGUUGCGAUACUCGUCUUUGAGAAGGAUAUAUUCAAGCACCCUAAAAAGUGGGCUGAGAAGGGUUACCCAAACAUGAUUCACUUUCACACGGUGGACAAAGGCAAACAUUUUGGAGCUUUUGAGAGACCCGAAAUAUUAGUUAAAGAUAUUCGUUUAGGUUUUGCUAAUAGGUAG